Humulus lupulus (European hop) is the source of this 999-nucleotide messenger RNA. RefSeq lists its product as uncharacterized. Lineage: Eukaryota; Viridiplantae; Streptophyta; Magnoliopsida; Rosales; Cannabaceae. The transcript has 5 exons. The coding region runs from base 346 to 999 and encodes 217 amino acids. The record is from RefSeq and is a predicted model, not a curated record.
UCACAGAAAUGUGUGGGACAUCCCACUAGUUGAAGAACAAGCGGAGGAUGUAGAAGUAGAUGUUAUGCACGACACUAGUUCCUCUAAUUUCCAAUUAUUCGUUGAUCUUGGACCGUUGCCACAAAUCAGCUUUGAACGUACGGGGGCUCCAUUACAAUUUGUUGAGAUAGAUAAUGUUGCAAUUGAGGAGGAGAGGGAGGAGGAAAUGGAAGAAGAAGAGGAGGAGGAGGAAGAGGAAGUGGAGGAGGAGGAGGAGGAGGUUGAAUAUGAAGAUGAUGAAGAGGAAGAUGAACACAUAGAAACCGAUGAUGAUAGUGAAGAUUAUUAUAGUGAUAAUUAAGUGAUAUGGCUGAUGUUAUUGCUCAAUCUCACGGGGGUGAUGGUGGAGGAUGCGAUCCUCCACGUGGACCGGCAGAUAUCCCAGCUGAUUGUGAACGAGCGCCUCCAAGUAAACGUGGACGCCAUAAGGGAUUGAACACGCGGGAAAAGAGGGAACAGUUGGGGCGUCCUCUCCCUCUCGAGUGGGAUGUGCGGGGGAGAACAUAUAAAGAGAUCGGAGAGUACAGCUCAAAUUUCUCAAGAGAGCUCGGAUUACUUGUUCGACAGUACACAGAUCCGGACUGUCCUCAAUGGUCAAAAGUACCAAAUGCCUCGAAAGAAAGAAUACUUGCACAUUUGGAAGAUGAUUUGUUUGAUAUUGGGCGUACUAGAUAUGGAGAAGGGCAUAUGCCUGGGAUCUUGAGAGGCAUUGAUACUUCGUGUGCUAAAAAGUAUUCUGACUGGAAGUACGAUAUUAAAGAGCACUUAACGAUUAAUGGGCCACAAAAUCGUUAUGGUGGUUGCACGGAUACGCAGUGGCAAAAAGCAAUUGAUUUUUUCCGUCGCCCAGAAAUUACGAAACGUUCUGUGGUCAACAAGGAAAAUAGAAAGAAAUUGAAAGAGCUUAGCUAUGGAGGUUCUCAGUCAAUCUCAGCCUUACGCUAUAAAAAGGUUAGUUAA